Molecule: messenger RNA, 1437 nt
Organism: Arxiozyma heterogenica
Lineage: Eukaryota; Fungi; Ascomycota; Saccharomycetes; Saccharomycetales; Saccharomycetaceae
Gene: CUE2
Product: Cue2p
Exons: 1
Coding region: 1-1437 (478 amino acids)
Cellular component (GO): nucleus
Molecular function (GO): ubiquitin binding; endonuclease activity
Source: RefSeq, a predicted model, not a curated record
AUGGAUAUAUUAAAAGAAUUGUUCCCGGAUAUAAAAAAUCACGAAUUGGAACAAUAUUUGAAUAGUGCGGCAAAUGAUCUAGAUUUAUGUGUAUCUAUGAUUCUCAGCGAUCCUGGCAACUUAGGUCAUAAUGAUAACGAUAAUGAUGAUGAUAAUAACGACGAUGAUACAUUUGAUAUGGACAAAGAACAAACUCUUGCACUGUCUCAUCAAUUUGAAGAACUGAAAUCAAUGUUUCCCAAACUAGACCCAAAAAUUAUUGAAUCUGUAUUCCAGGAUGAAAAUGGAAAAAUUUCAAAUGUAAUUACUCAUCUUCUAAAUUUGGAAUAUAUAAACAAUGAAACAACAACAGAGAACCCUGUUAUUCCUGUAUUGUUAGAUAGUCAACACACUUUCAAACAAAGGAAGAAGAAUAAAAAUCAAUGGCAAAACACUUAUAAUGAUAUUGACAUAUUGGCUGGUUUAUUAAAUUGGAAAAACGACCGAUCUUUAUUAAUACAAUUAUAUCAUGAAAACCAAUUUAGUGUAAUAAAGACUCUGAUACCGAUUAUACUAAAAGAAAUCCACGCAUCUCAAUUACCUUCACCCACAUCUUCUAUCUCCAUAGUGACUUCAAGGGGCAAGAGAUUUAGUAGAGUACAAAAUAAUACAGGGUUUGCACACAAUAGAAAUAUAAAUGUAAAUAAAAAUAAAAAUGAAAAUGAAAAUAAAAGCAUUCUCAACAGCAAUAGUAAUAAUAAUAAGAAAAGUAGCAAGAAUGAAGACGAAGAUGAGAAUCAAAAUGAAAAUUUAUACAUAUCAUACGAAGAAUAUCUUUCUUUAAUUAAACAAGAUAAACAUUGCGAUGGUAUCAAUCCCCAAUUUAUUUUAAAAUUAUUUGAAUACUUCCAAUCCAAUGAAUUAAAAACAAAUAUUCAGUAUUGUCAUAAGAUAUUACAAUAUAUCUUAGAUUAUCCAAAUGGGAUCGCAUUAACUUUCAACAAGUACAUUAAUGAGACAGCAUGGAAUUUAACAUCAAACAAAUCAAAGAGGAGUACUACUUCUACUAAGAGUAAUAGUAGCAUUUGCAAUUCCAUUGAAAUAAAAUCGACUUAUAAGGAUCCAAAAAUUGACAACGUAUUUGACACAUAUAAACUGGACUUCCAUGGUUUUACGCCACGAGAUGCAAUAAUUGUAUUAAACAACGUGAUGAACAAGUGGUGGGAUGAAGAAUUGAAAUUGAGAGAACUAAAUAAUUACAAUAUGAAACAGCAAAGGGUAACUUGUCUUGAACCAUUGAUCUUGGUAACAGGACGCGGUAUUCAUUCUAUCGGAGGAAAAAGUCCUGUUAGAUUUCAAGUCAAACGAUACUUACAAUUGAAUGGAUACCUUUUCAAUGAAAAACCAGCAUAUUUUGAAGUCUAUGGUAAGCAAAAGAAGGAAUACAUAAAGAAAUAA